This is a messenger RNA of Macrosiphum euphorbiae (potato aphid), 357 nucleotides long. The record is from the annotation of a GenBank genome assembly. NCBI's taxonomy places the organism in Eukaryota, Metazoa, Arthropoda, Insecta, Hemiptera, Aphididae.
AUGGCACACGUCGACGCCUUGUCCAGAGCUCCAGUGGGAAAGGAGGAAUCACUUGACGAAGCUCUGAUGGAACGACAGACUGUAUUUCAAUUGAUAUGCCAAGAUGAGCAUGUAAUGAUGUGUCAAACAGCUGAUGCAGAAGUAGCCCAUCUCAAAAAGAUGGUUGAGGAGAGUCCCACUGAAGGUCUAGGGACGUCCUACGUGGUGAAAAAUUUGCUGUUGUACAGGCGGUACCAGGACAAACUGUUGUUCGUGAUGCCUAAGUCUAUGAGGAAGAGCUUGGUGGUAACCGCUCAUGAUUUGAGUGGGCAUCCUGCAGUGGAUCGUACAAUGGCUAAUGUGUUACAGGACUUUUAG